AUGAUCAGCAAGGAGAAUUUGAGACCAGAAUUCAACAAGUGGUGCUCGAAGUGGGAUGGUUGGUACAUGGGGUUCACCCACUUUGUGCAGUUGCAGCUUGAGCCGAAUGAGGACACGCUUUGGUUUUUGCUGGGGCGUCAAGCUGCAGGUAUUUUCCCCCGUAACCAGUAUGGAGCCGAUUUGUUGAUCCCGAUGUUUAAGAAGAGAUCCAACAGCAGGCCAGUCGGUGGGGAGACAACGAGGGGUGAACAAGAGGAGCAGGAAGUGUUGAUGAUGUUGAUUCAAGUGAAGAAUCGUUCCCCAGUCGAUGGUGGGUUUUCCAGGGCAGCGACGGAGAAACUAUGCCCCUGGUUUGUGUUCGGAAAGAACAGUGAUGGGAACUCGUCAGCGGGGAAAUCUACCGGUGAAAUUGGUGGGGAUCCGAAACCGCUGAGCUCCACGGAUGUCCGUGAUACCAUUCGCAUCUACAUGAAUGUGCGCGGUCGGAAGAGUGACGGCAAGUUCAUCUAUGCCACGACAAUGAAAGACAAUCUUAAGCCCAAGAAGAAAGGCAACGCCUCUGAGGUGAAGGAGGAGAGUCAGACGAUCGGGAGUCAGGCGAAGAAGCGGGCGAAGAUCGAGAGCAAUCCUGGCGUCUCAAGUGUGUCGAGUGUCUCGGAGGAGGAUCCUGUUUUCACGAUCUGCCUCCGUUUGCUCAACAGGGUCACCUACCCGUUCCUGAGCGAGGACGUGGCUUCCAUUCUAUCAAACAUGGUGGAGUCUCAGUAUGACCCGCUGGGGCUUGUGGAGGGCGACCUGGACUAUCGCGAUGAAGAUGAAAAACGAAACAAGGACGUUAGUUCGUAUGCAAAGUUGUCGCUUACCGCGACGCGCGACAAGUUGUUGCAGAACGCCCGUAAAGCACUAGCGUACGCGCCGGGUGACAAGGAAGAAGAGUGA
Messenger RNA from Phytophthora sojae, 939 nucleotides. RefSeq lists its product as hypothetical. NCBI's taxonomy places the organism in Eukaryota, Oomycota, Peronosporomycetes, Peronosporales, Peronosporaceae. The record is from RefSeq and is a predicted model, not a curated record. The coding region runs from base 1 to 939 and encodes 312 amino acids. The transcript has a single exon.